Messenger RNA from Colletotrichum chrysophilum, 1203 nucleotides. RefSeq lists its product as uncharacterized. The record is from RefSeq and is a predicted model, not a curated record. NCBI's taxonomy places the organism in Eukaryota, Fungi, Ascomycota, Sordariomycetes, Glomerellales, Glomerellaceae. Bases 1 to 1203 code for a protein of 400 amino acids. The transcript has a single exon.
AUGGUGCUCGAAGUCGGGUCUCUAAACCGCCAGACCUUAGAACCGUUCAGGACAUGGCAGCUUGAAAGGUCGGGAUGCGAAGACACCAUCGACUCGGACGCUGGGAGCGACCUAUUCUCAUCAUUGGUGCCACGGCAAUGCUCCAUAAACCAUGGAGGCUGCCCCUCGAAUUCAGCCCAAACCCGUGCCCCAAAAGACGCGGAGAGUCCCCUGAUACAAUGUCUUGAGCUCCUCGCAACGGCCUCACCGAAGGCUACCCCAGCGACUGAACAGGCCUCGUCCUCCUCAGCCCGAGAGCAGUCGAACACUGCAGUUACUUUGAGCGAGAAACAUGAGAAAGCCGACUUUGACUUUCCUAAACAACUUUCGCUGCUUAAGCUCGAAAAACGCCGCAGGCCAGAUUCAGACGUCGACGGACCACACACGGCCGCCCUGAGCUCCAAGAAGCGUCGCUUGAGACUUCAUCUAAUCACCAGCCGGCUGUCCCAGCCGUACUCACUACCCGCGACGCACAUCAUCAACCGUGACGGUGCGGCUUCGGGCGAUAAGCGGUUCGUCAAGCUGGCUGCGGUGGCCACCUCGCCGGAGCACGGGAAACCGGGCUUCAACCGUGAGAGCUCGUUGAUGUUGCGGGCGGCCGUGUUGAACAGAGUGAGACUCCGCGUGCGGAACGAGGCGACGCAGCGGGGCGACGUCGUCAUUGCCGUUGCGGCUGCCAAUGCUGCUGUGCUUCACCACGGCCAACAGCUUGCCACCGGCGCAAGGUUCGUCGCUCCGUCUUCUGCACUUGCCGAGAGACAGGAACAGCCACCUCCGAGGGUAAUUUUGAUGCGCCCUGGCGUAAUAAAUACCCCGAGUCCAAGUGCUCUGUCGACGCAGGUGGAGAGGAAACCGUCUCCUCCGAGGACGCCGCAGUCCACACGCACGUUGCCGAAAUCGCCACGCUUACACCCAGCCCGCUCGCCCAACUUGACGCCGUCCGAGACCAUGUUGGAAGAGUUGGAUGACGACGCUCCUCUGGCGUUCCCGACGUCAGACCAAGACUGCCAGUACGCUUGGGCUGACGAAGACGACCUGGAAGACGUAUACUCAGAUUUUGGUGCCAUCUUCGGCGGGUCGGCACAGGCCCGAGAUGGUGAGGAUGAUGGCUCGUAUGAGGAGUAUCUCGAUGAGCUGGACGGGAUAUCGUGGGUUGGCCGGUGA